Molecule: messenger RNA, 828 nt
Organism: Lolium rigidum
Lineage: Eukaryota; Viridiplantae; Streptophyta; Magnoliopsida; Poales; Poaceae
Exons: 3
Coding region: 227-577 (116 amino acids)
Source: RefSeq, a predicted model, not a curated record
AGCUGGGUGUGGACUGGAAGAUAGAAAAUUCGUCGGCAUCAACCCUAUAUAAGUACAGCUCUGCCGAUCUGCUUCUUCUGUCCAGUCACUGUCCACACACAUUUGUACCUCUCCGCACUGCACUGUGCUUGCUCUAGCUCGCUCCUGAAUCUGCUCCACAGCCCACAGCUCAAGCAGAGCCUGAAGAAAACAUCAGUGGUGCGCGUGUCUGCGAGAGAGAUCAUCCAUGGAGAACCACAAGGAGGGUCAGGCGUGGAUGACGGUGCCGGCGUUCGGGGACUGGGACAUGAAGAACGGCGCCAUGCCGGACUACUCCAUGGACUUCUCUAAGAUCCGGGAGAUGCGCAAGCAGAACAAGAAGGAGCUCUCCCGCGCCAGCCUGGGCGGCGACGACGACAUCCUCGCCCACCACCAACAGCACCAGCACCAGCACCAGCAGCAGAAGCCCGCCAAGGCGCCCACCAAGCUCGGCGGUACGGCCAACGACCACCGCCGCCAGCCCCUCCACGGCCGCGACGACUCCCCCACGGGGAGGAAGAGGUUCCUGAGCUAUUUCCAGUGCUGUAUCAAGGCCUAAAGAACUGCUACUGCUGCCUCCAUUUGCGUGUCACGGCAGAGAACAUCUUAGCAAAUUUAGUCUAGGCUUGUUCGGUUUGCUCAAGUUCACCAAAAAAAAUGUAAUAUAUUUGUCGUCCUGACUCUUCAUAUGCUGGUCUGUUUAGAUAACGAAACGAUUUAUGUGGGAAAACAAAUUGCUUGCGAAACAAGGAAUGAUGUUGCCUAGUAAUGUAGUAUAUCCAGGCAGAAAUGGCAUGUUCAAUUUGUGUA